This is a messenger RNA of Amborella trichopoda, 2906 nucleotides long. NCBI's taxonomy places the organism in Eukaryota, Viridiplantae, Streptophyta, Magnoliopsida, Amborellales, Amborellaceae. The record is from RefSeq and is a predicted model, not a curated record.
CAAAAGCCCCUUCGCUCCCCUCUUUUUCUAUUUCAUCAUCUCUCUCUUCCCAUGAAAAUUACCCAACAUGGACUCUUUCUCUCUCUUCUCUCUCUUUCCUCUCGCUACCCUCCUUGUUCCCUUCAGCCAUGGCUCCAUCCGCUCUCCUCUCAUGAGCAAAACCCAAAAUGGAGCCACGUACCAAGCUAUCUUUUUCUCUCCUCUUUAUCUCUCGUAUAUCUUUCUCUCUCCUCUCUCUAACCUCUCCAUUCACUGUCAACAUAUUGUAUCGAAUCCAUGAAAGCCUCUGUAGGUAAAUCUAGAGGUGUGUUUGGUGGUUCCUUUUUAUCUAAUUCGACGUGGGGCUUUCCAUGUUGCAAUGGUGGAACCAUGUCUGAAGAACUUAGGUUUUCAAAGUGUCUAGAAUCAAUAGAGGGAGGGAAAGAUUGACUGAUCUGGUUCUUAUGUGAUGGAGCCUGAGUGAUGAGGCCAUUAAUAAAAACGAAAGGUAAAUCUCAGCACCUUCAUGUUUUUCAUCCUUGCUUCUUUGAACCCAUUUUCUUUUCUUGAAACUUUUCAUCUUCUGAAACCCAAUUUUCAAUUGCACUUUCUCUAUUGGUAUUUUGAGGGAUGCCAUUGGUGCUUAUUUUGGAGAGAGAGGGAAAGGGAUAGAGAAUAGAGUGAAAAAGAGAGGAAGGGGCUAACGAUGAGGUGCGCUAAAAUGGAGCGGGGGGAGAGGAAGGGAUAGAGAAUAAAGAGAUAGAGAAAGGGGGGGCUAUGGAUGAUGAUUUGGGUUUUCAUCAUUUCAAUACAAAAAAUCCACUUUUAUGGUAUUUGGUUUACCGGAAAGGGGGUAAGGAAAACAAAAACAAGGGGGGUGCUAUCCCUAAUUUAAGAACAAUGUGUUUCCAUUUUAUAAAUGACUCUCUCAACAUGGUCUUUACCGGAAAGGGGGUAAGGAAAACAAAAACAAGGAGGUGCUAUCCCUAAUUUAGGAACAAUGUGUUUCCAUUUUAUAAAUGACUCUCUCAACAUGGUCUGUAAUAAUUUUUUUUUUUUUCGUAAUGGGGAAGUUUUAUAUAGAUCCCACACGCAUAUAAAGUAUAUGGGACAGAUUUGACUAGAGGGCUGACUUGAGUUUACAACGUUAUCUGUUGUCUCUCAAGUGUCAAAUCGCUCAGAGUGUUUUAUUUUUAAUAUUUAUUAUAUAAAUCAUUUUGUAGCGAAAUUUGGAGAAGACCCACCAAUCAUAUAACCAUCCUUUUAAAAGAAAGAGAAAAAGUCCUCUUGGAAAAAGUCCUCUUGUAGCUUGAAUUUGACAGAUCAACCCUAACAAAAAGAAGUCUUGGAGUAACUUAAAUCAAGCAAUCAAAACAGGCGGGCGCUAGAGUUCCAACGAACUAUUGUGCACAAAAAUGACCGGUUUUUGGGUAUGGCUCCUUGUAUUCGCAGCCAUUCUUGCAGUGAUCCAAAUCCUGUUCGAUAGAAAGCUAGAAGUCUUAACCUGCCACCAGGCCCACGCCGGUUUCCGGUGAUCAGGAACCUGCAUCAGCUCGGGAAGCUGCCCCAUCAAUCCCUAGCUCGCCUCUCGCAACAGUAUGGUCCACUCAUGUUCAUAAAGGUGGGUAGAGUCCCUACCAUUGUGGUUUCCUCUGCAGAGACUGCUAAGGAGAUUCCAAAGAUUUGCGUUCUUGAGCUGCUCAGUACAAAGAAGGUACAGAGCUUCCAGUCAGUAAGAGAAGACGAGGUGGCUUCCAUGGUUAGUACCAUCUCUGGUUUGUCUCAUGGUGACCUUGUGAAUUUGAGUAAGAUGUUCUAUACUUUGACUAACUGCAUAAUUUGUAAAGUGGCUCUGGGCCACUCUGAAAGAGAUCAAACUGAAUACAGACUUUACAAGAUUGUACAGGAAUUGAAUUCCAUAUUGAGAAGCUUCUUUGCUGCUGAUUUAUUUCCAUCAAUGGGGUGGGUGGAUGUCUUCACUGGAAUUCGGGCCAGGAUCAAGAAGAACUUUCGAGAGCUGGACAGCUUCCUCGACGAAGUGAUUCAAAACCACAGGUACAAAGGGGUUCUUGAGCCAACAACUGCGAACAAAGACUUUGUGGACAUUUUACUGCAAGCUCAAAAGGAUUAUAGCCUGGAUAUUCCUCUCACAAUGGAUAACCUCAAAGCUAUUAUACCGGUCAUCUUCCACCCAAAAAUUUGUUUUCCCUGAUAUAAGAGCCUUGGUCUGAUAACUAGCUCAGGUUCUCCUACCGCGCAGGAUAUGUUUGCAGCAGGAACAGAGACAUCGGCAACAACUCUAGAAUGGUUGAUGUCAGAGCUCCUAAAGAACCCGGCUGCAAUGAGGAGAGCUCAAGAGGAACUGCAUCGAGUUAUGGGGGUUAAAGGCAAGCUCAAUGUCUCUGAAGAUGAAUUGCCCGAGUUGGAAUACCUUCACUCUGUAAUCAAGGAGGUCCUUCGGUCGCAUCCACCUGCUCCCCUCUUGGUUCCAAGAGAAUCAAGGGAGACUACGAAGAUCAAUGGAUUCGAUAUCCCUGCAAAAACGAGAUUCUAUAUAAAUGCUUGGGCCAUAGGAAGACAUCCCGAUUACUGGGAUCGAGCAGAGGAGUUCUUGCCAGAGAGGUUUAUGAGUAGUGCAAUCGAUUUCAAGGGGCAAAAUUUCGAGUUCAUACCAUUUGGGGCAGGACGAAGGAGUUGCUCUGGAUAUUUAUUUGCUAUACACACUGUUGCGCUCACGGUGGCCAAUCUGAUCAACCAUUUUGAGUGGGAGGUUCCCCCUGGUGGUCUAGACAUGGCUGAAUCUGAUGGGAUUACACAGAGGAAACAUCCUCUUUUUCUUCUUGCUACUCCACGGUGUUUUUGAUUUUGAUGUCAAUGUAUUUGAAUUUCCGGUCAGUGACACUUUAAGGGGUGUUUCAUAUAUAUAA